CUUACCAAAAGCAAUCAAAUAACAAUCUCAAAACCGAUAACAGCCACAAAAUAAUUCUCCUUCAAAGACCUCUUCAAACUAUUACAAGAACAUCCUUGUUCUCCCUCUUCUUAUGGAUCAUCAACCCACAAUCCAAAAACACCAACUUUUCUCUCUCCCCAUUAUAAUCAAAAGAGAAGUUGUUUUGACAAUCUCUUUUCUUGUAGUUAUAGUAUCUUCAGUCUUUAUUCUGAGUCCUCUUAUUGCCCCUUUUGAUACAAAGCAAACACUUUUCCGUUUUGGUUUCUCUUCAAAGAAAUUACCUAUUUGUGACUACUCUUAUGGAAGAUGGGUUAGGGAUGAAAGGUACAAGAAUCAAUCUUAUGAUGAAACCUGCCCGUUUCUUGAUCCCGGAUUCCGGUGCCGGGAGUGUGGAAGGAAAGACGUAGAGUAUCUCAAUUGGCGAUGGCAGCCAGAAGGCUGUGAUAUACCAAGAUUUAAUGGCAGAGACUUUCUAGAGAGGAGCAGGAAUGGAAGGAUAGUUUUUGCUGGAGAUUCAAUAGGGAGAAACCAAUGGGAGUCUUUUUUAUGCAUGCUAAGCCAGGGAGUUUCCAAUAAGUCAACAAUAUAUGAAGAAAAUGGACGCUCCAUUUCUAAACAUCACAGAGGCUUCCUCUCUGUGCGUUUCAGUGACUAUAAUCUCACUGUCCAAUACUACAGGGUUCCCUUCCUGGUAGUCAUCGGUCAUCCACCGCCUAAUGCACCAGCCAACGUGAGAUUAGCCAUUAAGGUUGAUAAGAUGCACUGGUUCUCCAGAAGUUGGGUUGGGGCAGACAUUCUCGUUUUCAGUGGAGGCCAUUGGUGGAAUGAUUUUAAAACUGUCAAAAUGGGCUGCUAUUUUGAGGACGGAGGAAAAAUAAAUGUGUCAAUGAAUGUGAUGGAAGCACUAGAAAGAUCUCUACAGACAUGGAAGUCAUGGGCAAUAGAGAAUUUAGAUCCAGAAAGAAGUCACAUUUUCUUUCGUAGCUUCUCUCCAGUACAUUACAGGAAUGGUACGUGGAAUAAUAACGGUCGAUGUGAUGUGGAUAUGCAACCAGAGACAAACGAUAUGAAUUUAGAGCCUGAGCCAGUGAACAAUCAAUUGAUUUCCAGUAUGAUUAAACAAAUGGAAUUGGAAUACAGAAAGAGCAAAAUUCAGUACUUGAACAUAACAUAUCUGACACAGUUCAGGUUUGACGGCCAUCCUUCAGUUCAUCGUGAACCAGGAACUCCGCUUCCCGCUCCACAAGACUGCAGCCACUGGUGCCUGCCUGGGAUACCGGACAUAUGGAAUGAAAUUCUCUAUGCACAUUUAGUUGCAAUGGGAUUCAGAACCAAGUGAUUUUUACCU
This is a messenger RNA of Jatropha curcas, 1369 nucleotides long. Its product is annotated as protein trichome birefringence-like 8. Gene Ontology annotation, molecular function: O-acetyltransferase activity. Gene Ontology annotation, cellular component: Golgi apparatus. NCBI's taxonomy places the organism in Eukaryota, Viridiplantae, Streptophyta, Magnoliopsida, Malpighiales, Euphorbiaceae. The record is from RefSeq and is a predicted model, not a curated record.